Schizosaccharomyces osmophilus is the source of this 237-nucleotide messenger RNA. RefSeq lists its product as uncharacterized. The record is from RefSeq and is a predicted model, not a curated record. Bases 1 to 237 code for a protein of 78 amino acids. Lineage: Eukaryota; Fungi; Ascomycota; Schizosaccharomycetes; Schizosaccharomycetales; Schizosaccharomycetaceae. The transcript has a single exon.
AUGCGCAGUUUCUUGACCAGCCUUCUCUUGAUGGCUCUAUGUAUUACUCUUGCCAAUCUUCAUGGAGGUGCCGCUGGAGGUAUUGCUUCUGCGCUAACAUUGAAGAGAGACUCCCCUACACCAAUUGCUGAAGGUGACGCUGAAGGUACUGCUUCGGGUGCUGUUUUCAGAAGAGAAACACCCAACCCCAUUAAUGAAGGUGAUCCAAGUGCAGCGGCUUGGGGUGGCGGCAGUUAA